AUGUGGCUCUUGGAGAAAGCCGGCUAUAGGGUGGGGACGGCAGAGGCCGGGGCGCAGCAGCACGCGCACUCCAGCCUGGUCCCCAAGCGCCGGGCCCCGGGCUCGCCUUCGCGCUGCAACCCUAACGUCCUCACCCCCGACCGCAUCCCGCAGUUCUUCAUUCCGCCCCGGCUCCGGGACCCCAGCGGCACCGAGGCCAGGGUGGACCGCAACCUGGGCGGCCGGCACCUCCCGGUCGCCUGCUCGCUGCCGCACCUGGCGGGCCGCGAGGGCUGGGCCUUCCUGCCCGAGAGCCCGCACACGCGCCGCCGCGAGUCCCUGUUCCACGCGCCCCGUGGCCUGGCGGCGGCGGGCCUAGCGCCGGCGCAGUCGCGGCUGCACGUCUCAGCCCCGGACCUCCGCCUCUGCCGGGCCCCGGACAGCGACACGGCCUCGUCGCCCGACUCGUCUCCCUGCGGCUCCCCUCGCACGCCCCGGCCGCACUCCUUGUCCCCCGACGAGGCCAGCUCGGCGGACACCAGUCCGUACGCGCCCCGCCGCGCGCCGCCGCUCUUCCACCUGGACUUCCUCUGCUGCCAGCUGCGGCCGACCAAGGACAGCGUGCUACGCCUGGGGCCCCGCGGCGGGCAGCUGCGCCUGUCCACCGAGUACCAGGCGGCGCCCGGGCGGCUGCGGCUGCGCCUGGUGAGCGCCGAAGGGCUGCCUCGGCCGCGGGCCCGCCCCGGGAGCGGCGGCGGCGGCUGCUGCGUGGUGUUGCGGCUGCAGCCACGCGUUAGGCCGCGAGCUCAACGCAGCCGCGUGGUGCAGGGCAGCUCGAACCCCAUCUUCAAUGAAGACUUCUUCUUCGAAGGGCUGGGCCUGCGGGACCUGGCCGCCCACAGUCUGAGGGCCAAAGUGCUGGAGAGGGGCGCGGGGCUGCGCAGGGACGUGCUACUGGGGGAGUGUGAGACGCCCCUCAUCGCCCUGCUGCCCCCCCUGGCUGGGGGUCUAGGAUCAGGGUCCUCCCUGGCAUCUGCACAUCUCAGUCUGUAG
Peromyscus eremicus (cactus mouse) is the source of this 1032-nucleotide messenger RNA. RefSeq names its product C2 calcium dependent domain containing 4D (gene C2cd4d). The transcript has a single exon. Bases 1 to 1032 code for a protein of 343 amino acids. NCBI's taxonomy places the organism in Eukaryota, Metazoa, Chordata, Mammalia, Rodentia, Cricetidae. The record is from RefSeq and is a predicted model, not a curated record.